Raphanus sativus (radish) is the source of this 823-nucleotide messenger RNA. RefSeq lists its product as uncharacterized. Lineage: Eukaryota; Viridiplantae; Streptophyta; Magnoliopsida; Brassicales; Brassicaceae. The record is from RefSeq and is a predicted model, not a curated record. The transcript is spliced from 5 exons. The coding region runs from base 56 to 553 and encodes 165 amino acids.
UGAUACGAACGCAUGUUGAAACUCGAGGACUCCUACAACAAGAAGGAGUGGACAGAUGUUAUCAAGCAUUCUAAAGCGGCAAUUAAACUCGGAGUUGACAUGUGCACUAGGCUUUACAUCUACAGAACCCAAGCCUUUCUUGCUUCCAAUCUCACAGAGGAAGCUGUGGCUGAGCUCUCCAGUGCAGUUCUCCCUCUUCAAGAAUCAGGGUGGUUACUUCAAGGCACCAGAGAAGAAUGAAGAAGAGGCUGCACUUAACCAAGCCAACUUUGAUCAGGCGAUCAUGAGCAUAACUAAAGACCAGUGUGAAAAGUUGCUUCAGGUUGAAGAAGAAGAGCUCCUUGAGCUUGAAGAGGAGCUUGCUGAUAGGGUAAUGGGUCUCAAAGCCGCUGUUUCACUCUUGGAGAAUGUCUAUGAUCCGGCUAUUAAGAACAGAGCUGCUCGUGUUCAUCUACUUAAAGAGAAAAAGGAGAGUUUCUGCACACUGAACCUUGCUAAGAAGAAACAGGAGGAAGGCAACAAGGAAGGUUCUGAUGUUGAUGAGUGUGAGUAAAAAGCAAGGCUUUCUUCACGUCACUUGGCUAUUCAAAGGGUUAAAAACCUCAUUAACCUUUGAAAUAGCUUACCAUUUACAACAUUCUGCUACUUCAAUUUGGUUUAUAGUAUCUCUCAACUGUUUGUUAAACAACCUGCUUGCUUGUUUUUCCAUUGAUUAGUUACUCUUCUAGACAUAUUUCUCACGAUUUUACAAGAAUCUCGUUUCAACAUUGGAAAAAUAAAAAUAAAGUGAACACAAAUUCAUAUUUGUUUUCGUAUUUAAUCC